AUGAUGGCGGAGACCAAGGCGGUGGCGUCUGCGGCGGGUCCGGCGGAGGAGGGAGGGAGCAAGACGGUGGUGCUGGUCGCCGUGGACGACAGCGACCACAGCUACCGCGCUCUCGAGUGGGCCGUGCGCCACGUGGCGGCGACGGCCGGCGUGCCCGGCGCCCGGGCGGUGGAGCUCGUCGUCGUCCACGCCAAGCCGUCCCCUUCCCCCGUGGUCACCAUGGGCGGCCCCGGCGUGUCCGGCGACGUGGUGAGGUUAGUGGAGGCGGACCUGCGCAAGAAGGCCGAGGGCGUCGUCGACAGGGCGCGCCGCCUCUGCGUCGCCAACUCGGUGCAGGGCGUGGUGGAGGUGGUCGACGGGGAGCCGAGGCACGUCCUGUGCAACGCCGUCGAGAAGCACCACGCCGAUCUGCUCGUCGUCGGCAGCCAUGGCUACGGCGCCAUCAAGAGGGCAUUGCUUGGAAGCGUGAGCGACUACUGUGCCCACCAUGCGCACUGCUCUGUGAUGAUAGUCAAGCAGCCCAAGUCCAAGAACUGA
This is a messenger RNA of Triticum turgidum subsp. durum (durum wheat), 537 nucleotides long. Lineage: Eukaryota; Viridiplantae; Streptophyta; Magnoliopsida; Poales; Poaceae. The record is from the annotation of a GenBank genome assembly.